Messenger RNA from Zasmidium cellare ATCC 36951, 2001 nucleotides. RefSeq lists its product as uncharacterized. The coding region runs from base 1 to 2001 and encodes 666 amino acids. NCBI's taxonomy places the organism in Eukaryota, Fungi, Ascomycota, Dothideomycetes, Mycosphaerellales, Mycosphaerellaceae. The transcript has a single exon. The record is from RefSeq and is a predicted model, not a curated record.
AUGGCAAAUGGACAGUAUACCGUCGCCUCUACCGCUCAGUUGGUGGGGGUGCCGACUGAAGAGAGAUUCCUUGAUGAGAUCAAGGCUAUGGAUCAUGCGAAUAGGGAGAAGAGUCGGAUUAAGAGGAAGGCGGAAAUCAAGAAGGGCGUUCAGGUGCCUCCGACUUCUCUACGAACAGACGGAAUCCAGGAGGGCACUUCGCCUGGAACGGAUAUCUUUACUCAUUCCCGGCAUGCGUCUUGGAAUGGUAGCAGUCCGACCACCGCCAUUCCGGAUUCAUUGCCCAGGACUCCGCAAGAAGAAGAGCCUGUGCCGCUGUUGCAGCCUGUGGCAUAUACACCACCUGUGGACAAGACAGAGAUUGGAAGCUCGAAGUCGAACGACAGUCAGAGCUCUGUCAAGGAGAGAGCCAAGGAGUAUGAAGCCCAAAUGCCUGCACGUGAUUUGUUAACGACGAACGAGAGCCCGACCGAAGAGGUUGCCGUCGACCCUGAGGCCUCAGCCCAUAUUCGAAGCCCAAGUGGCGAGUCCACUUCCUCCACCAAGCGCCGAGGGAGGAGAUCUGAUGGGUCGGAGAUAUACUUCACUCCCACGGACUACACCAAGUCGAAGAUCUUCCUUUCGAGUCCGCAGAAUAGUCCUACGUUACCUGAUGGCGAGGCUGGCGACGAGGCUACUACCCCGACAGCAUCAACGACAACGAACAGGCCUUCGAGCGAGACAUAUGUCGGCCCAAAGCGGAUACAGUCCUUGCGCACGAAGAAAAAGGAGAAGCUGAAGAUUACCCCUGACCAGCUUGACCAACUUGUCACUGGUCUUGCCAAGGCACCGAUGAUUCAGAAAGAUGUCCGCAAACACUGGUGGGACGUUGAUGAUAUCCCUGAUGAUGAGACGGUGUCUUCGUUUUCUGCCGUCUCGAUCCCAACUCUGACCUCCGCGUCCACGCUGUACUCAAGCUUCUACUCCCACCCGAACGACCACCUCGCAAGCGACCAACGGCCCUCCAAAGAGCGAAGAAAUACCCCCGACGCAGCCUUCACUCGAGGCAUUCCCUCCGCAAAGAAACCCACCACGACACCAACCACCGCCCCCUCCUUCAACGGCAUCGCCCUCGCCGACCCCAAAAUCCACGGCUCCCCCAUCCGCUACGUCUCCUCCACGCACCCCCUCCCCGUAGGAUCCUGCUCCUUCGUCCAAGUCCCCUACGGUGUCGACGUCGAAUGCACCCUGCGCGUAGAACCCCGCUCAAGCAACACCCCCAGCCGCGUUAUCCUCCAAUGCGUCAACCAAGUCGUCGACCGCAAAACCGGCACCAAAACGCACCUCCUCCUCGCCUCUGAAGACGUCACAUCCAACGUCCAAAAAGCCGCCCUAGCAGAAUUCGCCACCUUCACGAAGACGCCCUUGUCAAACAUCGAAUGCACCACCUCCCCCACCGCCCCCUCCCCCUUCUCCUCCCCCUCCAUCGACUGGAUCGCCAUCGCCGACGACCUCCAACGCACCUCCGAAACCAACGCCCUCAUCGACUCCGCCCUUCACCACUUCACCACCGCCCUCACCCCCACGACCGCACACAUGGCCACGCACACGCUGCUCUCCACCCUCGAGCGUAUCAAAGAUCAGCAUUUGGAUUUUAUGAUUUUGCAGCCGACGGCGUGGCGUGAGAAUGGUGUGCCGAGGGGCGUGAGGGUUCCGUGGGUUUCGCAGAGGUUGUGGAAGGAUUGGUAUGCGGAGGGGGAGGGUGGUGUGGGCGUGGGGGAGGCGGCGAGGGGUUUUCGGGAGGGGGUUGUGGGGGCUGUGGCGAAGGCUGAGAAGAAUAAGAGGAAGAAUCAUACAAAUGGCGGUGGGGAUGGUGGGGAAGGGUAUGUGGAGGAAUUCACGACGACUGUGAAGUGGGAGGAUGAGAGGUUGGUUGUGAAGUGUGUGCCGCUUGGGGAUGGAGGGAGCAGUGGCACGGGAGUUGUGUGGGCUUGUUUUGUUAGGGGUAUGUUUGAUAUUUGA